AUGUGCGUCGAGUGCUUCGACCAGCCGGGGAUGCCGACCUCGCAGCAGAGCGGGGUGGGGUGCCAGGUGCGACAACUCGACGCUCUGAUCCUGUGCACGGCCGCGCUCUUCCUCAGCGGCUACGUGAUCCAGCAGCGGACGCUCCGCGACCUGCGCGCCGCCAUCCGGCCGAAGCGCGUGCCGCGGCCGAGCCCCAAGGUCUACUACCUGCCGGACGACAGCCCCGUCGCCGCCGAGCAGCCCAUCGCGGAAGCGCCGCGUCCGCAGGGCCACGACGAUUUCGUCGUCAUUCGGCCCUCGCUGCCCGGCCAGAGGCCGAGGAGCAGGGACGCGAGUAAGAGCGGCCAACUGCAGCCGGUCGCCGCGCCGGUGAGGGAGGAGGAGGAGGAGGAGGAGGAGGAUGAGGUGGGGGAGCGGGAAGAUGAUGUCGGCGUCGCGGAUGCUGCGGCCGGGGCUGGGGAGGAGCAGGAGGGCGGCGGAGGCGGCGGCAAUGACGGGAAUACGGACGGCAUCGUAAGCGACGAGAAGCCGAUUAGCCGUGCCGAGAGAAGGCGGCGGAUCAAAGAAGAGAUCCGUCGCUUGUCAGAGGGCAUGGAGCCGGUGUACUACCAACGCCGGCUCUGGUAA
Durotheca rogersii is the source of this 627-nucleotide messenger RNA. RefSeq lists its product as uncharacterized. Lineage: Eukaryota; Fungi; Ascomycota; Sordariomycetes; Xylariales; Xylariaceae. The coding region runs from base 1 to 627 and encodes 208 amino acids. The record is from RefSeq and is a predicted model, not a curated record. The transcript is spliced from 2 exons.